ACUUCUUAUGCACUUUUAUGCACUCUAUGUAUUAUUGGAUCUAAAAUGGUUUCUCCAAUUACACGACAAAUAUCUAUAUGACAUUUACUCGCAACCUGCAUUCAUAAAUAAUAAUAAAAAUAGGAUAUCAAAACUAUUGUUUUUUUUUUUUUUUUAUUUAAAUAAUAAUAACAGAUUGAUAAAUAAUAUUUUGAGGUUAUUAUUGUCUUUUUAUUCGCCAUUUUGUUCUGCAAGUUUCAAUAUGUAAUGUUAAUAUUAUUAUAAUUGUGUAAAUUCACAAUAAAUUAAUUGAAAAAAAAAUCAAAAUGCAAUUAAAAUUUUUGUGAUAAUUAUUUAUCUAAUUUUAUACAUGUGUUUUUUAACGUGAAAACAAUCAAGAUUUAUAAUCAAUUUUUUUUUAUAUUUUUAAAACUUUUUUUUUUUUAUUAAAAAUAUAAUAAGUGGAAAAAAAAAAAAGUGUAUAUAUUUUUCAUUUUAACACGCUGGCAAAUUAACUCCUGGAAUGCCAACCAAUUGACAGAUAAAAAUGAUGGUAAAAACCACAAUAACAACAACAACAACAAUAAUAACAACAACAGCAAGACGGAAAAAGGGGUCCACAAUUGUUCACAGUUGGGUGAAUCGUCUACCAACCUUAAAAUAAUAAUAAUAAAUAUAUUUUUCAUUUUAAAAUGAAUAAAACACAAGAAAAUUUAUCAAUUACUCCAAUGGAUGAUAAUCAAUUAAUUCAUAGUAAAGAAUCAGACCUAGUGAAUGGGCCAAAUCCUUGGCUGCCUGCAUAUGGCUUUCAACAAAGUCACUUUCAAUCAUCAGCUGAUGAUGAUGAUGAUUCACGUACAAAUGAAAGUACACUGGUGCAACAGGUUGAUUUUUUGGAGACAAUAUUAGAAGAAACAUCUGAUGAUUUACACAGUGAUUCUGAUAAAAGUGGUACAACUUAUUGGUUUGGCUCUGAUUCUGAAACUGAAAGUGUUAUACAUAUUAAAACAGCUCAAAAAACAAGUGAAACAAAUGGAAGUCAAAGUGGUAGUGAAUCCAACUCAGUUGUUCCUAAAAAACGUCGUAGAAAAAAUAAACCUGGUGAUUUUGAUAAUCUUAAUCUUAUUGGUUGGGCAUCACCACGUUCAUCAAGGUCAUCAUCAUCAAGAUCAUCAUCCUUAGUUCAAUUUGAAACUCUUGAACGUACUUGUGCAACAGUUUCACCGUCUGGCUAUAGUUAUGAUUCACUUGAAUUAUUUACAAAUAAUGCUAAUUUACAAAAUGAUAAUACAUCACCUGACAGUCUUGAAGCUGAUGAAAAUGAUGUGUCAACAACACGUUUUGCCUUGAAUAUCAAUAAACCAAAUGAUUUUACAAAAAUACGUCCAUAUAAAAGUUUUGAGAGUCUUGAUGUUUGUCAUAAAAAUAAUAAUGAGCUAAUGAGUAACAAUGAUUUUUCAUCAUUAAUGUCACAAAAAACUAGUAAUGAUUUAAGAGGACGUCGGCAAAAUAGUUGGAAUGAUAAUUAUGAUGAUGAAGAUAACGAGUAUGAAGCUGACUCUGAUGAUCUUGACAAUUCCAAUCAAAACAGUCGUGUAAAUAAUUAUUACGAUGAUGAUGAUGAUGAGGAUGAUGAGGAUGAUGAUCGACCCCGGGUAUUACAAGUAACAUUUGGUGAUUCUUAUUCAACGUCCUUGGAUUAUCGUAAUACAAUUGAUUUACGUGAUAUUGGUAUUGAAAAGAAAAAGCCUGGUAUAAUAUUGGACUUGGCACGCACACAAAUUGGCUCGACGUCGUCGGGACUACAUCAAUCAAUUCUAAAUUUAGCUGCAGCAAGCAAUAUGGCGUCAAAUGUAACAUCAUAUAAUCAUCAACGUUAUGGACAUCAUCAUCAUCAUCACCAUCACCAUCAUCACCAUCUUCAUCAUCAUCAGCAGCACCACCACCAUGACAACGAUGAUUACAACGACAAUGAAGACGAUAAUGAUAAUGAUGAUGAUCCCCACUACCAAAAAAAUGAGCUAGAACAAGAUUGGUAUACAAGUUAUUUUAAUUUUAGACCACAAAGUUUGCCCAGUCUUGCGAGUGCUUUUAAUGAGUUCACAACACAAAAUAAUACUAAAAAUAAUUAUAAAAAAUUAAAUUUAUCUGAUAAUUAUACAAAAGUAACAAGUUUACCAAUUGAUUUAAAUAUAUGUGGUUAUUAUUCAAGUAAAAAUAAUGAUAAAGAUAAUUUAUUAAAUAAAAUGGCUGAAGAUAAUUUACAAAAUAAUAACGAAAUAAUGGAAGUUGAAAAAAAAAAUAUUCCAAAAAGAACACCAUCAGUAAGAACACAAAAAUGUUUAAAUAAUGGUAUUGAUAAUAUUGAUAAUAUUCGUAUUACAAGCAAUUCAUUAGAAAAUAAUAGUAUACAAUUAAACAACAAUGAAUUAUUUUUUGAUAAUAAUGAACAAAGAAAAACAGUUAAAACUCAAGAUCCAAGUAAUAAUGUAUUGGAAAUGGCAAUUGCAUUAGAAAAUGACAUUGAUUUAGUUGUAGACGAGGCUAUUAAACAAUAUAAAUUGAGACAUGACGAAACAGGUAUCGUCAUUGAUGAUGAUGAUGAUAAUGCUGCAUUAAAAGCAAUGGAAACAAUUAAAAAUAUAUCAUUGCCAAAAAAACAAUCAAGAAAAGUCAAGAACAAUGCUAGUUAUGAGUUGGCCCAACAGUGGGAAAUUAAUGAAAUAACUAAUUUUAAUAAAUCAAAUGAUGAUGAUAAUAAUGAUGAUGUUGAAAAAAAAGAAAAAGAAGAAAAAGACGGAGGUUCUUCACCAAGAAGACAAAGACGCUUUUAUAAUAAUCCAAGUUAUGAAUUGGCUCAACAAUCUGAUUAUAUAAAAAUAAUUUCAACUCGUCAGUUUAAACGUAUGGAUGCUUGUAGCGAAUUGGCUGAAGCAACAUCGCUCACAUCAGCCGACAGUAUGCUGAGUCAGAUAAAAAAAAACUCGGUUAUAUUUUCAGAUUCUGGAAAAAAUGAUAAUAAUCAUAAUAAUUACGACGAGACUGAUAUUGUUCCCUGUUUGGAAAAAAAUCCCAUAGAUGAAAAAAUUAAAAAGACAAGUAUUGACAAUAAUAUUAAUAAUAAAAAUAAUAAUAAUAAUAAUGAAAAUAAUAAUAAUAAUAGUAAUAAUAAUAAUAGACAAAUGUCGUUUUUGGGUAAUUUGUAUCCAAAUGUUAAUGAUAAUAUUAGACAAGAUUCAACAAAUUGUGUUGAAAAUUUAAACAUUGAAAUAAUAAAAAUGGAAAAUCCUGAUGAUGUUGUUGAUGAUGAUGAUGAUAAAGAAAAAAUGGAGAAGGAGAAAAAAGUAGUGGCGGUAGAAAAUCAUGAGAAACAACACAACAGUACAGAGUUGUGCGAGACACCGACAAGUACAAGUGAUGAAAUUAAUUUACAUAAUAAUAAUAUAAAAAAAAAUACAGCUGAUGAUAUUAUUUUAAAAGAAAUGUCAUCAAUUGCAGCAAAACGUUUAGCUGAAUCAUCAUCAAUAAAUUCAUUGACAAAUAAAGAUAUACCAACAAUAUCAAUUAAUGAAAGAAAAGAAAAAAAAGGUGGUCUUGGUGGUUUUUUACAAAGAUUUUCAAAAUUAAGAUUUAGUGGAAGAAGUAAAGUACCAAAAUCAGAAAUAAAUAAGACUGAUGUUUCUAAUAAUAAGACAAAAAAAUAUGAUUAUUCAGCUGUUAAAACAGAACCAGAUUAUAUAAUAAUACCGUUGCAUCCACCAGUGGAAGAUGAAAAAAUUAAACAAGAACAAGAUGCAUUUUUAAAAAGACCAGUUGAUCUUGAACGAAGUGCCUCGUGUCUUGGAAAAAAUGGGAGGCCGCCAGUAUGCAGCAGUAAACCACCCUUGCCACCUCAACAGCAGCACCAGCAACAUCAACAUAAUCUACGUGGCGCUUGUGCACCAAGUCCAUCAACCCGAAAUAAUAAAACAACGGGCGUAACCAUGAAUUCGCGCCGGCGCGCAACAACUGAUCUUGGCAAUCCGAUUGCGAUUGAAAUGGCGAAAGCUCGUACAAUGCAACAUCAUCAAAAUCAUCAGACCUGGUGUGAUCAACAAGAACAACAUCAUCAACAACAACAACGUCCAAUUGGUCUUCUUGAAACUGAUAUUGAUGCCGAACCUACAAACGAUCAUCAAAGAUCAUCAAGUAAUUCCGGCGAAAAAAAAACUCAAAGUUUAUUAAAUUUAAAUCAUACAUCACGUCAUCAUCAUCAUCAAGACAAUACUCAAGAUAACAUCAAUGACAACGUAUUACGUGUACCAUCAUCAUCAUCUGGCUGUAGAAAUUCAAAUGAUCACUGUGAUCACAGUGGAAAAAUAAAUCAACGACCACAUAAAUCCAUGGAGUUUUUGCUUGAUAAAGAAAAUCUGCAUUUUGUCAAGCCACCAGAGAAUGAACUCCAAAAAGUUGGUGAACGUGUACCAAGUGAGCAUGAAUUGCGUGUUCAAAGAUCAUUGCAACGUUUGAACGUACCUGAUUGGUAUAAAAAUUCAUUAACAGCACGUGAUGGUGGUUUUAGAUUAAAAAGACACUCAGAUGCAUCACAGCAUGGUGGCUGGCGAUCACUUGGAUCAAAAACAACAUCAUUGUCUUCAUUAUCAUCAUCCUCUAAUCGUCAAAAUACAACUGGUCCUUUACUGAGUCCCAGUCCAACACCACCAGUAUUUUCAAGAUGGAGUACUAGUUUAUUAAAUAGUGCUGGUAGUUCACCAGCAAAUUCAGCAAGAUCGUCAUUUAAUCAUCGACAACCAUAUCUUGGUUGGCGAUCACAAGAACGUCUUGCUAAUCCUCGAACACCAGCUGAACGUCUUGCUCAAGGUAUACUUCCUCAGCUGCAAACAACUAAAAAGAAUCAGCAGACGAGUCAACAGCUUGAAGUUAGAAAUUCAAUAAAGGAAGUAACAUCAGCAAUAGUACACUAUGUGCAAAGUGGCCACGAGAAUAGUGGUGGUGGUGGUGAUGGUGGUGUUGGUGAAUAUGAUGAUGGAAGAUUGUCACCUCGGCCUCGACCCGACGAGUGGGACGACAGGGCUGGCGGAAAAUCCAUGAGCCCCAGAGGAAGCGUUAAAUUGUGCUGGAUGGAAAGCUCAUUUGUUGGUACACGACCAGUUGAUUCACCGGAAACACCAAUAAGCCUUCCAACAGAUACUGAAUGUAAUGCUGUUGGUAGUGAUUCAUGCAGCUGUAUUGUUGAUACAUCAACAUCUGAAUUAUAUCUUAAUUUAACACCAAAAAAAAAGAAUACAUCAAGUGAUUAUAAUAGUAUGUUAAAUUUUAAUAAAAAUAAUGGUAUUUGUCCAUUAUCGCGUAAUCAUCAUCAUCAACGACUAGUGCAGCAACGACAACACCGCGGAUCGGGACAGAGCGAUGAAGAGGAUCAAGUGACCAGAGCAACAGCUCAUUUACAUAAUAAACCAAGUCCUGGUUCAACAACACUUGAGGAUGUACUUGACUCACUUCUUGGUCUACCACCAACAUCACGUACACCAAGUCCUGGCCCUGGUGGAGCAAUUAUUCAUCACUAUCAUCAUCAUCAUCAUCAUCAUCACCAUAAUAAAAUAACAACAACAUCAACAACAACAUCAUCAUCAUCACCAUCAACAACGACAACAACAACAACAACAAAUAAUAAUAAAAAUGGAAAUAGCUACAAUGAAGUACAUCAAGACCUCCACGAUAGGAGGACUAUAGUUCGCUAAUGAUAGAGAGGAUGGAAAAAUUUUGGCAUCUGGAAAUAGACAAGAGGAAGUAUUAUCAUCAUCAAAUAUUGUUGGUCAACUUGUUCGUCGUAAAAGUGAGGGAUCAGAUAUUAUUCCACCAUACAGAUCAUCAUCACGAGGAAGUAAUAUUCAUUCACAUCAUCAUAAUAAUAAUCAUCAUCGUCGUGUAUCAUUUGAUAAUACCCAGGAUAAUGGUGGUACAUAUGCUGCAACAAGUAACAAAGUUGUUAGAUGCCGUAAUAAUAAAUGUAACAAUACAACAAGUCAAACAGAGGCACGUCAAGUAUACAAGAGUUGUCAUAAUUGUACAUAUCUCUAUUGCUCAAAAGAAUGUAGAAGAGCCCAUUGGCAACGUCAUCGAAAAACUUGUUUACAUUAUCGUGCUGGAACAUUGUGUCGUCAAAUUUUAUCAUCAGCUAAAGAGGAUCAAGCUUGUCUUCGGCAUAUAUCAACAUUAGCUAAACAAGGAUACACAUCACAUGGUCGUGGUGUUGUUAAAUGUUUUUUUUCAAGUCCUGAAAUUGCUGAACAAUUUAUUAGUAAUGGCUUUAAAGAUCUUGGUGAACCAACAUAUGUCAGAUGGUUAGAUCUUUUACCAAGUGAAAUGGGUGCUGAACUUUAUUCUGAAGUUAUGAGAUUAUGUAAAACUUAUAAUCCAGAAACAAGAUUAGUACUUUAUGUUGCUGUUUGUGUUGUUAGUGAAGUACCAUCAAAUGGUGCUGUUCGUUGGGAAAGACAACUUGUAUCAAGAUGCGGUAAAAUACGUCUUGAUUCAACAGUAAGACAUCAAUCAAAUUCAUCAAUAACAGUAUCAGCUUCAUCAUCAUCAUUACAAACAACUGUACAACCAGUUAAACAACAAACUUCAUCACAAAUUUGUAAUAUAACUCGUGAAAUGGAUUCACCAGAAACUCUUGUAUUGACAUCAUCACCUUCAAUUGAUGGACAAAUAUCAAAUAAAAAAACACGUGAAAUUGGAUUUAAUAAUAUACAAAUACAAUUGAGACAACGUGGUGUAUCAUUGAGACGACAUUUUCCUCAAGUUUAUAAAAAGCUAUGUUCAUAUGUUGAUGGAACUGUUGAUAAAUUUGCACCAGUAACUAUUUAUCCAAGGGAUCAAGUAUCUGGUAAAAGUUUCAUGUGCAUAAUUAUGCUAGAAGCUGAACCAGAAAGACUUCAAAUAUUACCAACUGAUUCAUCACGAGUACGAACUGUUGAUAUUAGUGUUGAACAAGAAUAAAUCAUUGUUAAUCAUCGCACAAGUUCAGAUUAUUAUUAUUAUUUUAUUAUUAUUAUUUUCAACGAAUAAUUAUUUAUUAUAUAAUAAAGAAUAAAAUAUAUUGCUCAUUUACGCAAUGAAUGGUGGAGCGAAAUCAAAUAAAAAGUGCCAAAUAAUAAUA
Messenger RNA from Aphidius gifuensis, 7141 nucleotides. RefSeq lists its product as uncharacterized. Gene Ontology annotation, biological process: cell-cell junction organization. NCBI's taxonomy places the organism in Eukaryota, Metazoa, Arthropoda, Insecta, Hymenoptera, Braconidae. The record is from RefSeq and is a predicted model, not a curated record. The transcript is spliced from 11 exons. Gene Ontology annotation, cellular component: plasma membrane; apical junction complex. Bases 672 to 5720 code for a protein of 1682 amino acids.